AAUAGAGGCGAAUUUAUUGCCUAUUGAACGUUCAGAGGAAACUAGCAGUAGCACGAUCGAGCAUUCACUUCAAGACUCCAAAGUAGUCGAGAAAGCCAAACCCUAUUCAUUGCGUGCAGAAGAUCUGAGCAGUAGCAGAACCGAGCUGUCACUUCACGGCUCCAAUGUAUCUGAGAAAGCCCAAACCAGUUUAUCACGUACAGAACAGAGCGGGAGCGAUCCAUCACUUCAAGACUCCACAGAUCAUCUGUCUGUACCAGAAUUACCAGAAAACGUAGCAGCAUUGGUUCAAAAUUUGCUUGAACAUAGCCAAGAGUUUGAGGACGAAGACAACGUAUAUUCCAUCAUUUGGGAUUUUGGAGGACAAUCUGUUUACUAUGCCACACAUCCAAUUUUUCUGACAAAACAAGCCAUCUACAUUUUAGCAUGUGAUCUAAGUCGUGAUCCAGACCAGAAAGCCAAAGCUCCCACGAAAAAAGGCAUGUAUGAAAAUAAAAUAGACACUCACUGCAAAAAAACAAAUCUCGACUAUCUUGACUUUUGGAUGACAUCAGUUUAUUCUUUGGUUAGUCCAAGUACUAACCGUCAGGAAACCCUGUCAUCUGAAAUGUUGCCUGCAGCAUUCUUGGCGUGUACGCAUGCUGACAAGCCUUACAAGAACAAGGCUAACCCAAAAGAACUUGCCGAAAAAAUCUUUGCCACUUUAAAAGACAAGAUUUAUGGUGAUCUUCUAAAAGACGUGUUUGUUGUAGACAACACAAAGUCAGGUCGUAAUGAUGAGUGCCAAGACGUGAAAAAUCUGAGAGAAACAGUACUUUCUGUUGCCAAGGAGCUUCCACAGAUUAAAAAGGCCAUUCCUUUAAAGUGGUUGAAGUAUGAAAAGGUUCUCCGUCUGCUGAGCGAGGAAGGCUAUGGGUGGAUACCCAUCGAUCGCGCCAAACAGAUUGCCUCUGAUGAGUGUGGAAUUGAUGACGAUGAACAGUUUCGAACACUGCUUAAGUUUUUACAUGACCAGAGAAUUUUGAUUCAUUUUAGUGAAACAGCAGAUUUGGAAAAAAUGGUUAUUUUGAGCCCACAGUGGCUCAUUGACAUCUUCAAGGAGGUGAUUACUGUUAAACGUUUCAAGCAAACGGAUAAAAAAGUUGCGAGAUUAUGGCGUGAUUUUGAAAAGACUGGAAUCUUAGAUGAAACACUUUUAAAUCAUGCGUGGAGACCCUUGUCUGAUAAUCGAGAAACCUACGAGAGCCUCAUUGCUAUAAUGGAGAAAUUUAGCCUACUUUGUGCAUGGCCCUCAGACGGGACCACUCAGAAGUACCUUGUACCGUCCAUGUUAAUGUCUCCCCCAACAGAUGAUGUCCUUAAGCACCUUCAUUGUGUACGGACCCCUUCACUUUUUGUGGUGUUUGAAUCAGGCAGAGUUCCUCCAGGCUUGUUCUCGCGACUUGUUCUGCAGUUUCAUUGGUUGUGUCAAAAAGAGUGGAAGGGCGAGAUAAAUCCUGAGUUGUUCAAUAAUUUUGCUAUGUUUCACAUUCUUCCUGAUCGUGCAAUUUCUGUAGUAUUUAUGUUGCAUUCCUCGUCCAUUGAAAUAGUUUUUCACGACGGAAAGGAUGCUCGUGAUCUGAAUACAAGCCGAACCAUUUAUUCUCAACUGAAAUGUCUUCUUGAACACAUUUGCAAGGAGUUCUUCUGGUUGAAGCACGCGAAGUACAAAAUGUGCGUUUGCUGUCCGGUGUGUUCUCAAGAAGACGGUGUCAAGUGCCGUGAUCAUGGCAGGCGUGGUUGCGAGUGCGUGCACUUUUUGUCGGAGUCAGAGUUGCGUGAGCGGCAACAUUGCAACGAAUCUGGCAUUUUUGGGGAUCGCACAAUUACCAUCACGAUGUUUGAACAUUGGUUUGCUUUCCCGGAUUCUCAGCAAAGCAACAUUCCUCUCACUCAGGUUAGUUCUUAAAUUCGCUUUUCCAAAACACGAUCGCGAGUGGCUCAUUCGCCAAUCAAGAAACUUUAGGUACAAGCUUUGGUCACGAUGGUUUCUGGGAUAGUUUGGGUGGAAAAACAUUGGUGGGUGUUUCUCAAAUAGGCCAUUUGCACGGUGGCGUCAUUUUACUACUACUACUACUACUACUACCAGAAUGCUUCAGGGUUUUGCUUACUGGUGCAAAUAAGGGCUUCUGUUAUUUAAACGUCGGUGGGAUUACCAAAUUUAAAUAUGAAAGAAAGAACGAAAUGAAUUCUGGUCUUAGUAGUAAAAAGACAUCGUGCAAAUGGCUUAUUGGUUGACCAUUCAUAACUAACACUUCCACCUAAAUGAGUCCAGAAAUCCUCCUGCCAAAAGCAUCCUCCCCAUAAAUUCCCAAAAUAAACUUACCAAUAAGAAGUCGAGCGUGGCAUUGAAUAACGUGGAGUUAAAGUUCCACUGAGUCCGGUCCUUUAAAGGUGAUAUUAAGACUGGUUAUGCCUGGAAGCCACCUUUAAAGAUCCGAAAGCACUCGAGGUGAAGAUACAUCAUGGCACGAUUCUGAGCGGACUCGUAGAAUUGAUUGAUAGCCCCAAGCAUUAUAAUGCACUCAUCAAACGAUUCCCAGAAGCAGUUGCUAUGGAAGAAGAGAGUGAGGGUGAGUUUUUGGCAAGAGUGAACUUUUGGUGACCUUGGCCAUUAGACCACAGUUGGCAGGAUGACUCAAGUCAGUGAAUUGAAGUAAAUGCCCAAAUCCUUUAAAUUCCUUGUUAACAGAAUACCUUUCAGUGAAUUAUUCUAUGAAUAGAUUAAUUAAAUGGAAACUAUACAGGAUCGUUCAAACUGGAUCACUAUUUAUUAUAUGCUUUCAUCGGUCUUUGAAACUGAUCCUAAGGCCCCCACUGGCAUUGACAUUAUUUUUUAAAUUUGUAAUAAUAACAAUAGUGAUGAUGAUAAUAAUAUUAAUAAAUGAUAAUAAUAAUUUGUUAUGAUUAUUAUUGUUAUCAGAACUUAAAGGGGAAAAUCAAAUAUCAUUGUUUGGUAUUUCAUAAUGGAUGCUUGGCUGGAGGUGCAUUACCGAGUCCUUAAUUAAUAUUUCUUAUGAUUUAGAGUCAUUUUCUGUAUCUGUAUUUACAGCAGCAAGAUGUGACUCAAUGUGACAACAAUGAAGAACACCGCAUAGCUCCUAAGAAAGGUAAGCCCCCCGGCCCAUUUAUUGUGGUUGCCCCUUUUUUUGGCAAACAGGAAUAGUUGUUGGUCAUGUGAUUAACUUUCUGAAAACACAAAAACGGUUCGCUUUUAGAAAAUUAUCAGUUAGCGGGAAUUGGAAGGGCAUAUUAAAAUUAGGUCACCUGUAAAUUUUCUGUGGUAUGUCUCGAAAGUAGCGAUUGCUUCGGCCGCCGAAAAUUAGAAGGAUUUGUAUGGGAAAAACAACUUUUGCCAACCAGUCACGCUUGGGUGGUUUUCCAUACAAAUCCUUGGCAAUUUGGAAAAUUUUAAACUGUCGUUAAUUCUGUCCCUUAAGCAUUUAAAGGCUCAAAUUGUCUGUUAUGAAAGAAAAAGAAAAUUUGAGCCCAGUUAUGCUUAAGAAAGUAUUUUACGACAGUUUGGAAAAUUGGAAAUUUUUGUUGACCUUCCGGGAGUGCGAAAGCAUAUUGUCAGUUACUACGGUUAUAUUAAGUAAGGCCUACCUUUGACUGAAGUUUAAUAUUAACCUCUGCAAUCUGUUUUGUAUUAUUUUGUGUUUUAAAUUUAUCUUGCAAGCAGAUCAGAUUUCAUGUCGUUCUUUUUCUGUAUGAAGUUUUGAUAUUUGUAGUUUGUAAAUCACCGUUACUGUCUCCAGAGAAAAAUAAUAAUUUAUUUUUUCAUGUCCAGUCUUUUAUGUCUGAAUCGAUGAGAUUAUGUAAAAGUACCUAAAUAUGUAUUUUCCACCUGCUAGAAUUUCUUUAAUAUCCUUUUUGUUUUGCUGCCGCUUUGACUAAUAACUCUUUAAUGUAAUUUUUCUAUUUAAUGUUAUUUUGAAAAGAGCCCUCUUGAUGAGUUUUUUUACUCUUAAGUCAAACUUCGUCAAUAAAAUAUGUUAAAACAAAUUUUUAAAAAAAUCAAAAACGGACGAAAAUCAAGAGAAUAUGGAAACAUUUACUUCCCUCCCCCUUUGCCUUAUCACCCCUCCCUGUCGAACGCACUCCCCUAAUUAAUUUGCAUAGUAUUUAUUUGCAGGACUUUUACAGAACAAAAACAGAUACGAUGGGGAGGGUCAAACAACAGAGCGACGAUCCAAUAGACCCUUCCUCGGUUUUUUCAACUUUUUCGUGACUGUAAGGAAAAAUCCGUCGACACCACUGGAAAGAUGGCCUUAAAAUUAGCAAAAUUGUCAAGUCUUAAAGUGAUGCGUCGUAAGCGAGUGAUGAUACAGCUCCGCAAGGUUGUGAAAAUUUACAGACGUUUGUAUGGUGGGGGGAGGGGGGGAGUUCCUGCCCUCCACUAUAUAAACGUCUGUAAAAGAAGAAGAAGCUACAUCUUCAUUAGUUUUCAACAAAUCACUUUCAAACUUGGCAAUUUUGCUAAUUUAAAGGCGCUCUUUACAGCGCAGUUGACGAAUUUUCCCAAACGUGUCCACGUCAAAAAUUAAAAAACGUGGAAAGGUUCAUUAAAGUGCGCUCUUGAGAACUAUUAACACCCCUCUCGACAUUGUUGUAAGAUCUUGGGAAGAGUUUAAAAAAAACCGUCUAAAUUUUGUCAUAACCGGAGAUCAGGUCGAAUCCUGCCAGCUCUCUCUUGGUCCCUGGAUUUUUUUUUAAACGUGCGGAAUGAAAAUAUAGUCUGAACUCAACUUAACUUUGUCACAAAAUCACCAUAACAUUUUUUUGUCUCCAAAUGUUGAACCCGUUAGACGUGAAUAAUCUUUCUUAACUAUUGUCCAAUUCGUCCAUGUGCAAUGUAGCUAAUAAACAUGUCUUUUCGAUAAAUGCGAUUAUUUAUUCGUAAGGGCUGAAAGAAAAUUUUGACUGUUUAUUUAGUAACAACAUGGUCAUUAAUCAUUCCAACAAUAUUCAUUGUUUUUUUUUUACAGAAACUACAUCGGAAAGAUCUACCCCUGUUCCACCAGAAGUCAUCAUUAACCUGCUUAAGAAGCAGGAUCUUCCCCAAAGUGUGACACAUCUUGAUGAUUGCCAACUGCCAGUCGACAUUUUGUUACUGACAGUCGAGGAUUGUGAAUUUCUAAGCUGUCUGUCAUAUCUGAAUCCUGGUUUCUGUAAGACGUUUCACAGAGAUCUUGGCUUUGUGUACCUCGGAGAUAUGGGAAAAGAUGAAAGAAAGUUGAACAUUGCUGUAAUGAGCUGCCACAGGGGUGCCGUCACUCCAGGAGGAUCCGUGGUUGUUGUAUUAAAAGCUGUCAACGUCUUAAGGCCCAAAGCAGUGUUCUGUGUAGGUUCCUGUAGGAGCCUAGGCUACGACAAAGUUAAACUUGGAGACGUAGUAAUGUUUGAGAAGUUAAUCACAUCUGGCCCGUGCAGAAUGACGGAGGGUGGCAUUGAAGAACGCGGUGUGAAAGUCCCACUUAAGUCCCGUCUUUUGAAGGUGAUACCAAGGGCUUGUGAUGGCUGGAAGCCGCCUUUAAAAGAUCCAAAAACACCCGAGGUCAAGAUACACCGUGGCACGAUUCUGAGUGGGCCCAUAGAAGUAAUUGAUAGCCCCAAGCAUUGUAAGGCACUCAUCGAUCGAUUCCCAGAAGCAGUUGCUAUGGACGAAGAGGGUGAAGGUGAGUUUUUGGCAAUAGUGAACUUUAAUGACCUUGGCCAUUAGACCACAUUGGGCAGGAUGACUCCAAGUCAGUGAUUUGAAAUAAAUGCCCAAAUCCUUUAAAUUCCUUGCUAGCAGAAUACCUUUCAGUGAAUUAUUCUAUGAAUAGAUUAAUCAAAUGGAAACUACAGGAUCGUUCAGACUGGAUCACUAUUUAUUUUUUUAUUAUAUGCUCAGUUCAUCGGCCUGUGCUUAUCGAUGCCUUGCCCUUACAAUCAAGCCAGUUAAAUUACGAAUUGUCAAAUUUUGUUUUAACUAUCUCUCACAAUCCUUUCCAGCUGCCUUUUCUUGGCCUUUCUUACAUUUUCUGUGUUUCAGUCAUAAUUACUUCAAUUCUUCAUGUAUGACUAAUCUUUACUCUAGGCGUGUUUGCUGCGGCUCACGACCUCGACAUUGAGUGGAUCGUCAUUAAAGGGAUUUCGGAUUACGCAGGUGGCAGCAAAUCCAAGGAGUCGUCUUGGAGGCCAUUUGCGAGUUUAAUGGCAGCUUCUGUUACGGCUCAUAUUCUCAGCGAUGCCAUCAUUUUUCAAGACUGGCCUCACUUUGAGUGCAAAAGUAAGUAUACUAACAGUUAG
Porites evermanni is the source of this 6333-nucleotide messenger RNA. Lineage: Eukaryota; Metazoa; Cnidaria; Anthozoa; Scleractinia; Poritidae. The record is from the annotation of a GenBank genome assembly.